This is a messenger RNA of Danaus chrysippus (African queen), 327 nucleotides long. The record is from the annotation of a GenBank genome assembly. Lineage: Eukaryota; Metazoa; Arthropoda; Insecta; Lepidoptera; Nymphalidae.
AUGAUGUUCUCGAUUCUAACACGAGAGCAUGAAGCUAGUGCUGCUGCCCCGUCUCCGCCCGUGGAUGCUCACGCGAACCUGAUGGCAGCCAUCAGGCAAGCGGGCGGCGUCGGUCGGGCGAAGCUGCGGCACGCUGACGACAUGACGACAGACAAGGCGAGUAAACCAGUAAGUGGUGAUCUAAUGGCUGAUCUCCACGCCAAGCUAUCGAUGCGUCGUCGUGGUAUAUCAGGUGCCGAGGGUACAGUGCUUCAUACAUUGGCCAGAAUCAUACCGGAGCCGGGGGAAACUACUGAGAGAUCUUCGAGCGACGACGAAUGGGAUUAA